Chenopodium quinoa (quinoa) is the source of this 1536-nucleotide messenger RNA. RefSeq names its product F-box/LRR-repeat protein At4g14103-like. NCBI's taxonomy places the organism in Eukaryota, Viridiplantae, Streptophyta, Magnoliopsida, Caryophyllales, Amaranthaceae. The transcript has 3 exons. The record is from RefSeq and is a predicted model, not a curated record. Gene Ontology annotation, molecular function: protein binding. Bases 1 to 1536 code for a protein of 511 amino acids.
AUGGAUUGGAGCUUGAAACCAUGUACUGCAACUUAUACUACUGUGUGGGAUGUCCAAAACCACAAUGAUAGAAAAUCGUUGGUAGAUAGGCUCACUUGUUUGCCUGAUGAAUUGUUAAAUCAGAUCCUCUCUUUGCUUCCCGCUAAGGAUGCUGCUGCUACUUCCGUCUUGUCUAGGAGAUUGAGGCGUGUUUUCUCAUUAAUUACGUGCCUUGACUUCAAUGUUUCACCUAUAUCACUUUGUUUGCAACAUCCUAAUGCAAUUCAACGUUUCCCCACUUUCGUGAGCUUUGUUGAUGAUGUACUCCAAGCACACCAAUCGCGGUAUCUCACCAAGUUUAGACUUAAAGUCAGCAGCGGGGACUUUGAUAAAGUGUUCUUUGAUGGUUGCUAUUUUGGUAAGUGUAAGCAAGGUUGUCUCCCUGACUUAAAAUCUGCGCGACUUAAUGCGUGGAUCUCUUAUCCAUUGACCCUUUGUGGCCUUAGGGAGCUUGACCUCUGUAUUCUGGUGAGCGAACCUGGUGAUUCUCAGCUACCUCCAGCUAUUUUCACAUGUGAAACGUUGGAAGUGCUGAAGCUUGAGUUCAACAUUGGCCUUGAUCAUGUUUAUAACAUGCCAUCUUACCGUCUUCCAAACUUGAAAUUACUUCUCUUGUUCGCGUCUUUUAUUUCUGUUGAUAGAUUCCUGCCGAGGCUAGUUUCAAGUUGCCCUGUACUUGAAGACCUUACAUUCAAAGCCUUUACGAACUAUGUCUACAUCACAGAUAUUAGGUCGACUUCCCUUAGAAGAAUGUGUUUAAGUAUGCCUAAAUGUGAUGCUUUUGAUGAACAUAACACUGACUUGGUGAUUAUCGAUACUCCCAGCCUGGAGUACCUUGAUUACCGCGAUAAUUUAGCAAUGUGUUACUACAUCCGAGUAAUGCAUUGUCUUGUUGAAGCAGUUCUGGUGGUAACACAGUGCUUAGAAUUUGGUGAAUCUUUUCCGCAAAUGAUUGGCCUCAUCAGACCUUUUUCUUAUGUUCAACGUUUGUCGUUGCAAGGCCUUAUAUUGUGGGAGUUAGACUCGGUGGAUGAAAAGGUCUUAAAGGAUCAGCUGCCGGUGUUUCCUAAUCUGAAACAUCUAGAGCUGAAUGUUGCUGCUCGAAACAACUACUGGAAUAAACUGUUGUUACCCUUUCUCAACUGUUCACCUGUAUUAGAAGUUCUUGAUUUUUCAGAGGGGUUCACUAAGGAUUAUGAUGCCAGAUUCGUUUCAUCUAACAAAGAGGAACUGGAGUUGGAAAGAGAGUUUUAUAGUACUGAUCAUGAAGUCCCUCUUUGUUGCAGGUUUCAUCUCAGAAAAAUACUGGUAAGGAAAUACUAUGGUUUAGAACGUGAAGUUGGAAUGAUCCAGUUUCUCCUAAGGCAUGCAAUAGUUUUGGAGGAACUGGUCAUAUGUUUAGCAGGAGAUCCGAUUCCAGAUCAGAUGUUGGUCGAGAACACAUUGAAGAAUUUACCCAAAGCUUCACUCACCUGUUCGAUUCAAGUAUUAUGUUAA